This is a messenger RNA of Clavispora lusitaniae ATCC 42720, 702 nucleotides long. Its product is annotated as palmitoyl-(protein) hydrolase. Gene Ontology annotation, cellular component: cytoplasm. Gene Ontology annotation, biological process: protein depalmitoylation. Gene Ontology annotation, molecular function: palmitoyl-(protein) hydrolase activity; carboxylic ester hydrolase activity. Lineage: Eukaryota; Fungi; Ascomycota; Pichiomycetes; Serinales; Metschnikowiaceae. The record is from RefSeq and is a predicted model, not a curated record.
AUGAUGAGACAUAGUGCUGUUCAAAUUCCCGCUUUGAGUGGGGUUGCAGAAUCUGCAAUCCUUUUUGUCCAUGGGCUUGGAGACUCAGGCAAUGGCUGGUCGUUUUUUGCUCCUUUGGUCCAGAGAUCAGGAAUUGUCAAGUCUGCCCGCAAUACGAGAUUCAUUUUUCCUAAUGCUCCUGAAAGGCCAAUUACUGUGAAUGGUGGUAUGAUGAUGCCUGGCUGGUUCGAUAUUCAUACUUUGGGUGAUAGAAGAGGCAAGCAAGAUACCGAGGGCUUUUUAGAGUCGUGCAAUCUCUUAAAGUCGUAUAUCAAGAAGGAAAUGGAGGAGAACAAGAUUCCACCAGAAAAAAUCAUCAUUGGUGGGUUCUCGCAAGGUGCCGCAGUAGCGUUGGCCACAUUAGCUUUGCUUGAUUUCAAAAUUGGUGGAUGUGUCGCUCUUGCGGGCUUUCUUCCGAUCCCCGAAAAAAUGAAGGAGAUUUUUCAAAAAGACAACUGUCCUAAUUUGACUACUCCUAUUUUUCAAGGCCAUGGCGACUCGGACCCAGUGAUUGCCCAUGCUUAUGCUCUUGAAACUAGUGAGACUUACAAACUGUUGGGCUUUUCGAAUUAUAAAUUUCAAACGUACCGAGGACUUGGACACAGCACCAACGAGAGAGAAACCCAAGAUGUCUUACACUUCAUUUCACUGAUUUUGGAUUAG